AGUGCAAAAUUAUCAAAAAUUCAAAUGGAUCCAUGCCAAUAUUGUCCAAAGCCCCACUUCUCUAGGGCGUUUCCAAACUUUUGUAGGGCAGUGUAUAUGACGAUAUAGUACCUUUUCUGCUACCUUGUGGAUUUCCUCCUCUACUUUGGCCCGACGCUCGUGAUAUAAACAAAGUAACUCAAAGUUAUGUGUUAAGUGUUAAGUGUUUUCGGCUUGGCAUUGUGUACCUGGAGUCGAGUGUUUUCAUCAAUGCACGAAACCUCUGUUUCUCGACUGUGUAAAUUGGGACCAUCAGGGAGCUGCUAUUUAUAUACAGGGCAUUAAAACUGAUUUUGAAUGCACGAUCGCAUUUUACUUUUACUUUUGAUAUUUGCGAUCGCACAUGCCAUGUUUAUACUACAGCGGCAGUACUUACCACACGUUUUACAAGAUUAGAUGCUUGCCAGUGGUGCUCAGGAUCUGCAAAUCAUUCGCCACCAUCUUCAGUCAUCUCUCCUUACACUGUUUAUGUGGUGAGGACAAAUCAGGAAUCAGACGAGGUUUAUGAGGAGAAAAGUUUGCUUUGCUCUUCCUGUUGACUUUUGUUCUAAAGCUUUAAACAUCACUUCAUCAUAAUGAGCACUGUAUGAAGAUAUUUGUGGCUAUGGCCAGUGAACCACUUGAAGGGUUCCAUGAGGUGAACCUGGCAUCACCGACCACCCCAGAUCUUCAUGGCGUUAUCGACCCGAGCCCACCAAAGCACAACGCUCCCCCCAGCACACUGUACCGCACACACUCUCUGACUUCUGGCCAGAAUGCACCCAAUGCUCUCAGAGCUGACCAGCUGCCCACCCAGCCCGUGUACUCUGCCCCCCGUCACCUGGGCACAGAGGAUGCCCUCAAUGGCAGUGGAAAUGAUCCCGCAUCUGCUUUGGAUGCAGUGGACGGCAACGUCCCAUCAGCUGAUGGAGAGGAUGUUCUGGGCCUGAGCACAGACAGUCUGUCCCGUCUCAGAAGUCCAUCAGUUAUGGAGGUCAGAGAAAAAGGCUAUGAGAAGCUAAAGGAGGAGCUCGCCAAAGCACAACGGGAGCUUAAGUUAAAAGACGAGGAGUGUGAGAGGCUUUCUAAAGUGAGAGACCAGCUGGGGCAGGAGCUGGAGGAACUCACUGCUAGCCUUUUUGAGGAAGCUCAUAAGAUGGUACACGAAGCAAACCUGAAGCAAGCCACUGCGGAAAAACAACUAAAGGAGGCACUGGGAAAAAUCGAUGUUCUGCAGGCCGAAGUGGCUGCUUUGAAGACUCUGGUCCUGUCAACCUCUCCCACGUCCCCCUGUAAGGAAAUGCCCCCUGGACCCAAAGCCCCCUUUAAGAAAGGCCACGCUCGCAACAAGAGCACGAGCAGUGCCAUGUUGGGCAGCCAUCAGGAGGUCGCAGUGACGCAGCCCAUUGUACGUGAGUGUAAAGAGGUGGAUUCAUUGCUCUUCAACGAGUUCAAAGUGUGGAAAGAGGAGCCGACCCUGGAGAGAAGCUGCUCCUUCCUCGAGCGCAUUUACAGAGAAGACAUCUACCCAUGUCUAACAUUUUCUAAGAGUGAGCUCGGUUCGGCAAUCCUGGAGGCGGUGGAACAGAACACACUGAGCGUGGAGCCGGUGGGAUUCCAGCCGCUGCCGGUGGUCAAAGCAUCUGCUGUUGAGUGUGGAGGACCCAAGAUGGCACAGACUCUCGUGAAAUGUGCCCUGUGUGGUCAAACCAAAACUUGCAAGCACAGAAUCAAGUUUGGCGACUCCAGCAACUAUUAUUACGUAUCCCCGUUUUGCCGUUAUCGGAUCACAUCUGUCUGCAACUUCUUUACCUACAUUCGCUACAUCCUCCAAGGACUUGUCAAACAACAAGAUGCAGAGCAGAUGUUCUGGGAGGUCAUGCAGCUACGAAAGGAGAUGUCCAACGCCAAGCUUGGGUACUACAAAGAUGAACUGUGAACAGAGCCAUCCAGUCAGUCACUGGGAACGCCAUCGUCUUAACCCGGCCGCUCCUUGACGUGAUGAUGUUUACCGGUCCUGUCAGAGUGGCUUCCCAGGGACCACCACACCUCAUUAUAUUUAUUAAAAACAAAGGAGAAGAAGACACUAAAGCAUGAACUGUAGCUGGAGGUUGCGUUCUCUCUGAAGAAUCUGUACAAUGAAGGAUGAAACACUCAAAUAAACGCGUCUCAACAUCUCUUAGAUUGAUAUGUUCAGUGCUGUAGCUAGCUGUGUGCUGUUGUGCUGUUGUGUUUCUAUAUCUGGAAUGUUUUGUGUGUAUCCUCAUGGACCACUUUGUGUAUUUCCUCAUGAGUCUCAUCUAGCCUCCCUCAUUUUGAUUUUAGUGCCUUUCUGGAAGCCUGAAUAAAGUUGUGCACCUCCAGAGGAGAAUAAA
This is a messenger RNA of Labeo rohita (rohu), 2393 nucleotides long. RefSeq names its product RAB3A interacting protein (rabin3) (gene rab3ip). Gene Ontology annotation, molecular function: guanyl-nucleotide exchange factor activity. Lineage: Eukaryota; Metazoa; Chordata; Actinopteri; Cypriniformes; Cyprinidae. The transcript is spliced from 13 exons. Gene Ontology annotation, cellular component: Golgi to plasma membrane transport vesicle. Gene Ontology annotation, biological process: exocytosis. The record is from RefSeq and is a predicted model, not a curated record. The coding region runs from base 626 to 1957 and encodes 443 amino acids.